AUGUCAGAUCAUCGAGGAAUCACAGUUACCGAAGCCAAAGAGGGCUCGAGGCCUUCUAUCGAUCAUGUCGUUCGGAAAAGAUCCCGAGAAUCCGAAUCGCGUACUCAGCGCUCUGACAGCGCAUCUUAUCAACGAGCAGCGGAAUCAUCGAGUGCUGGUCGAGCAAGUGGAGAGCUAGAGGGAAGCACACUGGAGAGCAGCUCUCGCGAGGGAGGUCGCAGAACAAAGUUUCGACGCAGCCGUCAAACUCCAAACAGUUUUUUGGUAGACUACCUGCCACCCCCAAGGGGCUACGGAUUCGAGAGAUUAUACGCACGGGCAGAAAAGGCCAGACACGAUAGCCAUGAUAAUGAAGAAGCCAGCAGGGCCAACGUGCCCCAGCGCGCUCCGUAUGGUCCCUCGCAAGCAACCCACACAGAUACAAGCGAUCGAAAACCCACGCCUGAAUCACCCACCGAUGGAAACAUUGUGCCGUCAGGCGCCGGCCAAGGAGGAAACGCAUCACCACUACGCCGGGAGUCGGGAACUCAGGAUGGCAGGCGAAAUGCUUCUCCUGCUAUGGACCCUGAGACGGUCCAACUGGUGAAGAUGGCAUUGAGCCUCAGCGAAUCUCGAAAGCGAGCGACAUACGGACAGUCUCGUGGUUUCAAUCGGCGGGUCCCUUUUCAUGUCGCUCGGCGAGCUCCUGGGCCUAUCGGUCAAGCUUCAGGGGUCUCCAGCGGUAAUUACGGCAGCGGUGGAUUCGAGGACUCUUCAUCGCCGCAGUCUCCGGUAUCGCGUUUCCUACCGUUUACGGUUGGAAACGACGAACAUUUUUAUGAGUGCACGGAAGGAACACUCAAGCGCGCAGAACUGGCUCGUCGACACUUUGAGCUUUUCCACGAGUACACGCGAUUACUACCUCUGCUUCCGCCUUUAUCUGCGCCCGUCCACUCUAGGGGUGGACUAUCAUCAUCGAAUGGUACCCGUCGCGCAUCAGGAAGUAGAAUCUACAAUCCUCUCCAAACAAUAAGGAAUCGGAAAGUGCGCUACCGAGAAAAGUCUUCCAUCGAUGCAGAGGCGGCUGGUUGGCUAGACGUGCACAAAAUACACAGAUGGGUUGACUCCAUUGAGGCACAAUACGGUGAUUUAGAUCAUGACGAAAUGCAGGUCGUCAAACUUCCAUCAUUGCGAGAAGGUCGACAAGACGGAAACCAGGGAAGUGUGCGAGAUUUCCAUAUCCCGGUCUCUCCCCCUGCUGGUCUGAGACAAAUCAGUCGGACGAACAGCUUGAAGACAAAUCGUCCACGCCUUGACUGGACAACUUCUCCGGCUGAGCUUCUUGCGGACGUUCUAUGGCUGGAAAGUGUUGCUAAUAGAGCCAAGAUCGUGGAUAAAGAUGGGAACAAGCUCUAUCCCGACCCUUCUCGUUUGUUUGUAACAGAUACGAAGGUGGAACAUACACGAUCAGAAUUGCUUCCAUCUGUUGAGGUGGCACCCCAGGGUCGAGAAAGGCCAGACUCGCGCGGUACUUCCUCGUCAUAUUCAAGAGCGGCUCUAGAAGCCGGAUUCAAGAGCGUUGGCCGAGGCCGACAUAGACACCGCUUUCAUGGGCAGGCCAUGUUCGCACGAGGUCACAGCCCGUCGAGCUCACCAAAGCGCUCGCGGUGGGACAAGGUCAAAAUGCGGUCUGAAAGCACGGCGAGUGAGUCCAGCCGAGAUCGCCGCAAGUCGUCGGAAAGGAGUCAUGGAAUUUGGAGUCCUUCUCGAAAGAAGUCCGAAGCUAUGACGCGCAAGGAUACAACUGAGACUGCAGAAGCGCGCCAGUCUCGCUCAAAAUCUCGUCGGGGCCUAGACGGUACGCCCAGCAGAAAUUCCGAGGUGCCAGAUGUUCCGUAUUUUCACUCCGAGGCUAGCCAUGCUGGUCGACAAGCCUCGGUAUCCUCAGCUGGCAGUUGGGGCAACAGAAAUCUUGCGAAGGCUUCCCUUGAGGCGAUGGACAGCACUGCACCUAACUCUCCAGCUCAUGCGUCUUACUUCCCAAGCAUUGCUGUAAAGUUGUCUCCGCCAUCAAGCCGAUCUCCAUCACCUGCUAAGAGGGGGCUUCGACAUAAGAUUGCCUCACGUCAUGAGCGCAGUAAGAGCAAACAUGACCCCUCGGAAAUCUACGAGGAUGAAGACUUGGGUACAGUUGCAUCCAAGCAGCCGAAUCUACAGAGCGAGCAUCAUGCCGAGCGACUACCGCAACUCCAACCAAGUCCACUUCCAGACAUAGAUAUCAUGCGAAAUAUUGAUCACCAUACGACCGCAGAAGCUGGCAGUGAGGACUCUCGAGACCGUAAGAUUCUACAGACACCAGAGUCCAAGCUUCGUGGCAUUCUUAAAGGCCCCGGUCGAAUCGCCGGCAAGGUGGGGAAUGAGGUGUCCAAGGUUGGCGACUUCAUUCUCAAGAAAGAUACGCCUCACGAUAUUCGUAAGUCCUCAGCCGCUGUCUCUGACAAUAGCGGUUCCGAGGGCGAAGAGUCGCGAGGUGGAAAGCGAUCUGGAGCGAAGGCGCUUUUGCGUCGGCUCCCCGGCUCACUUGACGACUCAAGUAUUCUGACUCGUCGGGAAAGCGAGAGGAUUCCGUCAAAACCAGUUCUGCCGAAUUUCACAUCGUCAACACGACAGAUAGAGAGCAACGCGGAAGCGAAUGGCGAUAUCGAACGAGGUGCCUCGCAUGGCCUUGCUGAUGCGAAAGGGCGGGGCGAUGAAAUCGAGGAGCCUAAAAGAUUUGCUCCACUACGAAGCAAGACCAUUGACUUCGCAUCGGCUCGCCAGAUUCAUCAUGAUCACACAAGAAAUUCCCACGCUAUCAAGGACCCGUCAAUUCCCUUCAGUCUCACCAACCCUCCCGUGACGGGCCUCGCAAGAGCUCGAGCAUCCGCAACACCUGCAGACCAGAAUGAUGCCGCGAAAGCGGACACUGGGCGAUCGUGGAGUAUUUCAGAACGCAGCAUCUGUACCUCAAAGGCCUCAGGCCUGCCAGGUAAGACUGAAGUCGAAAGAACUCUUGCCCUGCUUUUGUCUUCAGGUAUCAAGGCAAGAGAGAUUAAUCGCAGGUUUCAUAGCUCGCGCGAUCCCCCUCGUUGGCUGUUGGAUACUGCAAUUGAAAACGGUCGUAUUCCGAGAGUAGAUCGGAUCGAUGAAUUCGAUGCUGCCGUGCAGAAUCUUCUUCGCCGUUUCGAGAUGACCCAAUAUUCGUUCCAAAACUCGAUGCAUCACUUUUCCACUGCGACUUCGGCACCUCUCCGUUCUCAGCUCAAAGAACUGGAAAGUGUUGUCAAUGAAACGCUUACACCACGAGUUCGUGCGCUUGCGGAUAGUGCAGAAGAUCUCUGCGUGCAACUGAAUACCACGAGUACGCUCGCCGUUAAGUCCCUGAGUGAUGCUCUUGACAAAGGUAUUCGGAAGCGUCGUAGACGCCUCCGGUGGGCACGACGUGCUACAUUUGUCGUCCUAGAAUGGACGCUUGUCGGCAUACUCUGGUGGGUUUGGCUCAUUGUUGUGGCGUUCAAGUUUCUUCGCGGAGUCUGUCGUGGGGCCAUAUCUGGCGUGCGAUGGGUUCUUUGGAUCUGA
Messenger RNA from Penicillium diatomitis, 3597 nucleotides. RefSeq lists its product as uncharacterized. The transcript has a single exon. The coding region runs from base 1 to 3597 and encodes 1198 amino acids. NCBI's taxonomy places the organism in Eukaryota, Fungi, Ascomycota, Eurotiomycetes, Eurotiales, Aspergillaceae. The record is from RefSeq and is a predicted model, not a curated record.